AUGCCCAAUAUUAUCACUACCGAGGAACAACGUGGCACUGCCAUUGCAACAUCUUUGAACAUUCUCCAUUAUUUCAAACAAAACACGGAGGUGGUCUGGGAGAUUCUCAAGUUGACAUCUGAAAUGUUGAAAAAGGAAAGUGCAUGUACUACUCAUGAAGAUCAACCACCCCCAUUAUCAACAACAACAACAACAAUCAACGUCACCAAUCUGCAAGCGGGCCACUGUCUCCAAGGAUUGAUCCAUUCCAGAUGCUGCAUACAUCGUGAUAUGGAGGAAAAGUACCACGAAUGUUGCAUGCGCAUACUGAUAUGUCUGGCACCUCAACUUCCGGCCGAAGACACGGCUCAUGGAAUGGUGGGACACAUCUUGCUUCCGUAUUUAGAAAGCAAUCUACACACACUGAGCUGCUUGGAAUCACCAGUGGAAGACAAUUCCAUGCGAGUGGAACUGUCCUUUCAAGCGAUUCAAUCCCUGCUGCAGGUCAAAAAGCACGCGUCGGCUUUGUUGGCGCCACUCGUCAAAGAUGUCGCUCCCAAUGGACAGGAAACGUACCAAAUCAAUCCUCUUCGCAAACGGUUGUUUCAUGUGUUUCAAACCGCCAUACAGAACUACUUGUCUUGUCCACAACCCAACGUUGUGACGACGACGACAAGUCAAUUGGCGACAAUUUACAGUGGUCUUGCAAUGGCCCUCGAGGUGGCAACCGCCGUGGACAAGUCUUCCUCGGUGCCUUCAUCAUCAUCAUCAAUGUUCAAACAAGGAACUGGUGUGGCUUCCGAAAAUACGAUCAGAGACCUGGAUGUGCUUGUGAUGGAACGCUUUUUCAAAGAAGUCUUCCAAAAUGAAGACUUGAUGACUGCCUCAUAUUCAAACACACCAAACGAGAUUUGGAUAGUGCUGCUUUCCUAUUUGAAGCACCAACCAGAUGCGUCGCUGUCUUUGGGGAGCACUCUUCUGCUACGGGGGAACGGGAUGAGGGCGGUGGAAUGGAAAGGGACCAAUGACAGCAAUGCAGCAGGCACCAAAUGCUCUCGCUGUGGAUACGACUGUGACAAAUUGCCGUCAUUCUUGCGACUGGUCCAUGGCAUAAGGAAUGGCGUAGAAAGGGAUCUGCUCUUGGCAUCCUUGGCAAUCAUGGCAACGCAAGCGCCAUGGAAACUGUGGCUUGGAAAAAAGUACCCACAACAUAGCCGGCAAUAUCAGGGUGGAGCAGUAUCGAACUUUUCAGUUCGUGUCUUGGAAGCGCUCAUGGGUAUCUUGGUCGUCACAACAUGCAUCCUCAAGGUGCAUUGUGAUGAUUGGGAGAGUCGAGCUCACAAUAUAGACUGUGCAGGGUUUUUGAGUCUCUUCAAGGCAACGCUGCUCGAGAUUCCAUAUGAGAGCCUCUCCAACUCCUCUGCUGAGGGCCAACGCGUCGUGGAAGCUGCCCAAGAGUUGUUCGCGGCUUUUUCCAAUAUACUGGUGCAAGAAAACAAGUUGCAAUCCGCUCCAUUGGACCGCCUUACGGCAAUCUUUGAAGACUGCAUGGGAGGCCAUAUAACACCUCAAGGGCUGCGUACCGAGAUGAUUUUGCCUGCAAGAAAUAUGCUCGCGUCUUCUUCGUCCCGUUUCCUUCUCGACUCCAUGUUUGGCGCAAUCAACAAGACAGUGGCAACCGACACUGGCAAGGCAGCUGAAGCACCCGUGAGGCUACUCAGGUCGGUUCUAAGAACGCGACCUGAAACAGUCCUCGACGAUGAGUCAGAUUGGACGAGGUAUCGAUGCGUUGUAGAGAAGCUUUGUGUGUCCAGCAACACAAAACUGAUGUCCAGUGGAAUGGAAUUGCUGGACUCCUUGUUACAAGGACGGCAACACGACAUGCCUGCGAAAGAAGUUUUCGUUGCAGCAGAAACUCUCGUUACGUUUGUUUUAAAGCUUUUGCCGGAGACUAUCGAGAGCGUAUCUGGCACGUGUCGGCGCCUUUCUUUGCAGGCUUACGGUUCAUUGCUUGGAUCAGACUGGCUUGAACAUACGGACGAUCGAUGUGUUGGCAGCAUUGGCUCUCACGUCAAGAUAGUGCUUCGCCAUUCCGUCGCAACGGAAGCAGUGUCCGCGGUCAGGAGCGCAGCCUGCAAAGCGAUCGGAGAUAUUUGCAGCAACUGUUUCUUGUGUCAAAAUUUUCCCGACUCUUCAGGUGUCGAUGCAGCUUCCUCUUCGGAAGACUCUCAGCUACAACUAAUAGGUCCAGACGUUCUCGGAGCAAUGCUUAUCGCAAUGAAAGAUAGGAGCGCCCCUGUUCGAAGCAUGGCUCUGUUUGCUGUGGGCAAUCUAGCUCAGGUGUCAGUUGAUUCAGCCUGUUUCUAUGACCCAGAAACUCUUGGGGAUGCGUGUGAGGUGGCAUGUGCAUGCAUGGGCGAUGAAAACGAAAAGGUCGCUGGAAAUGCAAUUCGCAGCAUUGGCCACCUAGCCUCGUUGAUUGUACGCGAUGACUACAGUCGAGCAAUGAGUCAACGUGGUUGGGGGGUGGACGCGUUUUGUACAACAGUGAAUGCACUGGGCUCGGUGGUCAGGUGCAUUCAGUCUCUUGGAACUUCUCUCGAUGAGAAGGUCGUGAUAGCUGCUAUGAGCUGUCUGCAGACACUCUCUCCAACUUCGCUGGCGAGGAUCUCUGCGAAAAGCGAAUUGGUGGGGAAUGCUAUGGUAGCUUCCAUUUGCUACUUGGCGAAGGAGAGUUGGAGCAAGGGAACUUAUAGCUCCACAAAGAAGCUCGUCGGUCAAGUGGAGCUACUUUGCCGGCACUUGUUGGAUACUGCAACCACGGUUGAUGCCAGCGUCGUGACUGGCUGUGAAGAAAUUGCAGAAUCCUGGAUGGAGCAUCUUUACGAAUGGAUGAUACUCCAAGAGUGCACAGUCGGGGCGUUUGAUGUCUUUGCUCUGGCUCUUCAAAGACCAGGCUCUCGCGUCCCCAUCAACGUGGAACAAAAGUUUGCAAACCGAGCCAUGACGCUGUUUCGUGCGCAAGAUGACGCUGCUGACAGCGACGAUGAGCUGUAA
Molecule: messenger RNA, 3036 nt
Organism: Seminavis robusta
Lineage: Eukaryota; Bacillariophyta; Bacillariophyceae; Naviculales; Naviculaceae
Source: the annotation of a GenBank genome assembly